Molecule: messenger RNA, 759 nt
Organism: Closterium sp. NIES-65
Lineage: Eukaryota; Viridiplantae; Streptophyta; Zygnematophyceae; Desmidiales; Closteriaceae
Source: the annotation of a GenBank genome assembly
AUGACACUAUCUCCGGAUUUAGAACGGCAGCAGAAGCAGCCGCGAACCGACAUUGCUGUAGCCGAUCGGAGCGUCAGCGAGACGCGUUACUUCGACGACGUGACAAUAACCACGGGCGACAUUUGCGACAAGGAGGAUGGGCGGUUGCUGCUCGCAGGGGCAUGCGACAAUUGCGAGGAUGGCGGCGCGGCUCCGGUGAUAGAAACGACAGCCGUCGGUGAUGGCCAAGGCACCAAUGCUGCUCCUGCUGUUGACAUUUUCCAGGAGGAGGCGGCGGAGGAGGAGGCGGAAGAGGAGGGGGAGGAGGAGGCGGAAGAGGAGGGGGAGGAGGAGGCGGGGGAAGGCGAGGGAGACGAUGGAGAGCCGAGCCUGUGGUCGGCAUUGACGUUCGCAUGGGUGACCCCCACAAUGCGCCUGGGCGCGCGCACAACGCUGCAGUCGGCGGACCUCCCCCCGCCCCCGCGCACCUGGCGCGCGGAUUGGCUGGACGCACAAACGGCGCGCAUAAUGGACGGGGAGCAGGGGGAGAGGGGGCGGAAGAGGGAGGAGCAUGGGGAAUGGGGGCGGAAGGAGGAGGAGCAGUGUGAAGGGGAGCAGGGGGGAAGGCGGGAGGGGAACGGAAGCGGUCAGUUGGUGGUGUCGGGCGGAUGGAAGGCAGGGGGCAGGGCAGGCGGAAGUGGGCAGAGGACACACGGAAGUGGCCGUUUUGGGCGGCUCUGUACUGGCCGCACCGGUGGGCGCUGUUGCUGCUGGCAGUGA